AGUUCUUCUCUUCCCUUUUCGUCAUUUCAAAGAGACAAAAUUUUCACAAUUUAAUUAAAAUUAAAUAAAAAAUUCAUACAAAUUCCUCAAUAUGUUUAACGGGUUUUGUAGUGCUCUUAGAACAACAAUUCUGAAUGUGCUUUUGCCUCGGCGCAAUGCAUUCCUGUACAUGAUACGUCGCAAUAGGAACUUUGCCAAUCGUGAUUCCCCUUUGAGAAAGAUUUUGACAGCUUGUCCACCUUCGACUCUCCUCGCCAGGAAUUGCACGCAUUUGUUAGUGCCACUCGCAUUCGUUAAUAAGAAUUUUUCAUCGCUCACGCUACAACUGCGAAACCUACAUAAUGACAUGAAGGUACCGGAUUUUUCAGACUAUCGUCGGCAAACGGAAAACCCGGAUGACCCAAAAGAUAAUUGUGCUGAACAGCGAAAAACCUUUUCAUAUGCCAUCGUUGCGGCCGGCGCCAUCGGCAGUUGCUAUGCUGCCAAAGGUUUAGUACACGCCUUCGUCAGCUCAAUGAGCGCAACCGCCGAUGUAUUGGCUAUGGCCAAGAUUGAGAUCAAAUUGAAAGACAUACCCGAGGGCAAGUCAGUGACAUUCAAAUGGCGUGGUAAACCGUUAUUCAUACGACAUCGCACGGAAGCUGAAAUCGAAGGUGUGCGUUCAGUAAAUAUAUCGACUUUACGCGACCCAGAAUCGGAUGAUAAACGUGUCAAGGAUCCGCGUUGGCUGGUGGUAAUCGGUGUCUGCACACAUUUGGGUUGUGUGCCAAUUGCCAAUGCUGGCGAUUUCGGCGGUUACUACUGCCCAUGUCAUGGCUCGCAUUUCGAUGCGUCGGGUCGUGUACGUAAAGGACCUGCCCCGCUCAAUUUGGCAGUACCUAAUUAUGAAUUUUCCGAUGAAGAAACAUUGCUGGUAGGUUGAUGCGUAAAAACGCGGCAUAUGGGGAAAAUCAGAGAUAGAAUUGAAAACGCAACAUAUCAAUGAAACUAAAAUAGAUACAUAUAAUUAUAUGAAAUUGAAUACCCAAUAAAAUGGUAGAGAA
Messenger RNA from Bactrocera tryoni, 1043 nucleotides. Its product is annotated as cytochrome b-c1 complex subunit Rieske, mitochondrial-like. The transcript has a single exon. NCBI's taxonomy places the organism in Eukaryota, Metazoa, Arthropoda, Insecta, Diptera, Tephritidae. The record is from RefSeq and is a predicted model, not a curated record. Bases 92 to 922 code for a protein of 276 amino acids. Gene Ontology annotation, molecular function: 2 iron, 2 sulfur cluster binding; quinol-cytochrome-c reductase activity. Gene Ontology annotation, cellular component: membrane. Gene Ontology annotation, biological process: mitochondrial electron transport, ubiquinol to cytochrome c.